AAAAGAUGGAUGGUGGAGAGGGAGGAAGGGUAGAAAUUCAGGGAAAGCACAAUCUAACAGAGGCAUGAAUGAUUCUUUUCCCCUCCCGCCCUCUGAUUCGAAGUAAAAACAAAAAAAGGUUAUUAGACGUUGCUAAAGAUGAUGGCAAGGAAUAGCGUCGGUUAUAAGUUCGUCAUUGUUGUCGUGCUUUUGGCAACCGUGAUGCAUAUUCUGCUUUUUGGAGCUCAGAAUGCAUUCGCUAAUAGAAUAAUUUCAAGAAAUUCCCAUUUCCGGGGCGAUGAUGAAGAAAUGACUGCUAAGGGAAACCCUUCUGGCAGAGAAGGACAUGGCUAAAAUGAAGAGGAUGCAAUGUAUUCUUCUCCUCACCAUGCCUGUAAAUGAUGUUUGGAGGAAAUGACUUCGAGAGUCAUGAUGAUGUUGCAGAGGAACGUAAUGCUGGUGUGGGUUUUCUUCAUCAGUUUGAUUGUAUAGA
Molecule: messenger RNA, 472 nt
Organism: Linum tenue
Lineage: Eukaryota; Viridiplantae; Streptophyta; Magnoliopsida; Malpighiales; Linaceae
Source: the annotation of a GenBank genome assembly